ACACACGCACACACACACACACACACACACACACACACACACACACACACACACACACCCGUAUACACGCACACACACACACACAACACAAGCGUACGUGAUGGAAGAGGACGGGCUUGUGGACUUGGCUGCGUUGGAUGACGCAGCGCUGUUUGAUGUUGGAGAUGGCAAGGACACGACAUCGUUCUCGUUUUGUGGAUCUGAGUCGCCCAUCACCAACACCAGCGCACACGAUACCAAGCAUGGUGCAAGAAGACCCUUGCCGCGCACACAGUGGACUAAUCUCCCAGACACCGAUGACUUGGACGAUGUGGAGCUGUUUGCUUCGACGGAAGAAGACAAUGGCAAAGGGUUUUGGGACACGGACGACGAUGACUUUGCAGACCUGGUGGACGAUACCGAUUCGCUGUCGAGCGGCAGUCGCAAACCAUCAACGUCAACGACACCUCCAAUGUCUGAAUGCACAACAGGCAGCAACAGCAACAACGUUGAUGCAGCCGCUACCACGACGACGACAGGUCGCCCCAACACAACCAACAGCACAAGCGCAGCCAACAACGCCAACAGCGUGCAGUUGAUUGACCUCAGCAGUCCUCCUCCAAAGCAAGUAUGCAGUGGCAAAGUAGCGGCAAAGCAACCAGAGGGAGCAAUGGGUGAGACAAGCACAAGCGACGUUGCUGAACCACAUGGCAACGACACGUACCAGAAGACCAGCCAUGCUAGUGAAGAUGAUGGCAACGAGGAUGAUGACGAAGAUGAUGAGGUCUUCUUCGGAGAGCCAACCGUUCUUGAGCAAUGCUACGCCACCCUCCGCGGCCUCAAAGAAGAAGAGCAAGCUGGUAAGGGUGCAAGUGCGUCAAACAGCGAGCCAAGAACACACGCAAUCACAGACAGAGACGGUGGCGCUGGUGAAGCGGAACCAGAAGAGGAGGAUGACGAAGACGAUGAAGACGAUGAAGAUGAGGUGUUCUUUGGGGAGAUUUCGUCAAAGGAGUGCAAGAAGCGGGUGACGUUCCUGCAGCAGGCAUUGCAGCAAGACGCGCGCAUGCACAAGCAGGAGCAGCAAUGGAAGGCAAGGCAGCAGGAAGAGCAGGAGAGGAAGGAACGACAGGAGAAAGAGCGGCGAGCGCGGGAGGCGGCCGCUGCGGAAGAGGAGAAGAGGCGACAGCAAGAACAACACGAGCAAGAACAAAGACAAAAGUGGGCAGAGCAGAAAGCACGUGAGCGCCCUCGCCGCGUGCUGGCCGUAUUCCAGGAAGACUACGCCACAGACAAGACAAAGACCAAGGAGGAGGAAGACCAGCACCCCUCCAAGCUCGCACGAUUCUCAGGCCUCCCCAAACCAACAGCGCUUGGAUCUGACUCCCCGACAUUCACGCGGAGCAUCGUGUUUUGUGGCAAAACAAACCCCGGCCGCCUGCUGCGUGAAAUCACAAACAAUAAGCACGACAGCAACGCUGGUGAUGGCGGCAUCAAGCCCGCGAAGAAGCCACUUGCCCUCCAGCAGCGUACACAAACGGCAACAGCAACGAAUACGACCAAGCCGCUGCUUCAAGUGAUUGCAGCAACUGACCCGAAGAAAGCGCCUGUCACAGCUCUGCAACCGAAGCCAACGAUCACAACAACACGGAAAGCAAUGUCCGCAGCACCAACACCAGCAUCAGCAACGACAGUGCCAGCAUCAGCACCCGAGCUUUCCACAACAGCACCAACAUCAAGCGAGGCCCAGUCUUCCAUCAAGACGGACUCAGCUACAGCACACAGCACCAAGAAUGAAGACAAGGAGGAAGAAGACGUGCGGCCUGAACUGCUGAAUGCGCUGGCCCGCGCGAAACAGCAGCAGCAGCAACGCAAGCCAGCUGGAGCAAAGGCAUCGGCCCUGGUGCGCGGGAAGAAAGGGGCGCCAACAAGCAAGCGGCUGGCGGCUGGCACAUCGCUGCUGCGUCCUCCUCGCUGUGGCCUGCCAAGAAGAGCCGGAAGUGCGUUUACGCCCACAACAGUAGCAACAGCCGGUGGCAAUGGGGCCACAGCCGUGCCUUCGUCCAGUGCCACAACAGCAAGCACGGCAGCCACUGCUGCAAAAGGCAACACGAAAAGGUCACGGAAGACGAUGAAGUCGAGGCUGGCCGUGGCAGCACGAAGAGCACCAAAGGCAGUGACGGCGGCCCCAGCACCGCAAGCAAAGGCGCCGGUUGCAGCGGCUGAGGAGGCGCGCGAGCGUGAGGAGGCCUUGCAGCUGUUGGAGGAGUUCCCAUCCCCGUCAAAGGCAGAUGCCAAGAAUACGUGGAAGGUGUGUCACUCGCCCGAGGCACCAGGAGUCAACACAAAGAGCCAAUGGUCUCCCGUGAAGCGGCCAAGGACGUUUGAUGAGAUUCAGCAGCUCUACUACUAGACUACUGACGCCGCGAGGCGGGAAGAUCGCGAUACUGUGUGUCUGUGUCUGUGUGUGUGAGCGUGUGUGAGCGUGUGUGAGCGUGUGUCUGUGUGUCUGUGUGUGUGAGGCUGUGGACAGAAAGAGCCAAUGCAGUGCUUGCUUUGUUGCUGUACGAUGCAAGCUGCACUUGGAUUUCUUGUGUUGCAAAUGUGUAUUGUUCCUUGUGUUUCCUGUGUCCUUCUUCUUCUUCUUCUUCUUCUUCUUCUUCUUCUUCUUCUUCUUCUUCUUCUUCUUCUUCUUCUUCUUCUUGUGUUUGUGUUACCGCCGCCUCGUUUGUUUGCUUGAGUGAUGUGACAUGAUGAUAAUGGGAACUCUCCUACUGUCUGUACUUGUCUGUACUGUAGUACUGUUUGACCUGUUUGUUGGUAGCGCCAUCAGUCGGCCUUGCGGCUGCCGCGCCCCCGAGUGACUACCGUCACCCUGUCCUCCUGCUGUCGAUUCAGUGGAGAGUAAACAACUCCAGUAGUG
Messenger RNA from Salpingoeca rosetta, 2902 nucleotides. RefSeq lists its product as uncharacterized. Lineage: Eukaryota; Choanoflagellata; Craspedida; Salpingoecidae. Bases 101 to 2392 code for a protein of 763 amino acids. The transcript has 8 exons. The record is from RefSeq and is a predicted model, not a curated record.